This is a messenger RNA of Juglans regia (Persian walnut), 1257 nucleotides long. RefSeq names its product bifunctional monothiol glutaredoxin-S16, chloroplastic. NCBI's taxonomy places the organism in Eukaryota, Viridiplantae, Streptophyta, Magnoliopsida, Fagales, Juglandaceae. The transcript has 2 exons. Bases 116 to 1012 code for a protein of 298 amino acids. The record is from RefSeq and is a predicted model, not a curated record.
GGUCUCCGAUGAAACAAUAAACGACCAACAAGACGUAAAAGGCCGAAAGCAAACAGUGAUUGUAUCCGAUAAGCUCACCCUGGUUGCACAGCGAUUCUCCGUUCACUCUCCCUCUAUGGCCACCGCCACAGUCAACCUAUCUCUAGUUCGCGCUUCCCCCUCUCUUCUUUUACGCUCCCCUCGCUCUCCCCCAAACGCCCCUAACCUUUUACUCUAUUCACACCCUAAACCCUGCCUCACUGUCUCCUCCGUUUAUCUGAAAUCCAACGCUGCAGCUAAACCUCGCGCCUUAACAAUCGCUUUAGCUCAUAAGAAACUAUUGGAAACGGAAAUUGUCCCUGUGCCUCCGGCAUCCGAGGAACUUUCCGGAAAUUUUCCUUCCGAUGCCGGCGUUUACGCCAUCUACGACAAGAACGAGGAGCUUCAGUUCAUUGGCAUAUCGCGGAACAUUGCGGCGAGCGUUACUGUGCACCAGAAAUCGAUGCCGGAACUCUGCUGCUCAGUCAAGGUCGGGGUGGUAGAUGAUCCUGACAGAACAGCUCUGACCCAAGCUUGGAAAUCAUGGAUGGAAGAACACAUAAAAGCCACUGGAAAGGUCCCGCCAGGUAAUGAAUCAGGGAACACCACCUGGGUCCGACAGACACCAAAGAGGAAGCCUGAUCUUCGGCUGACUCCUGGCCGCCAUGUUCAGCUGACGGUCUCACUGGAGGAACUCAUUGAUAGGUUGGUAAAGGAAAACAAGGUGGUGGCCUUUAUCAAGGGUUCCAGAAGUGCACCAAUGUGUGGAUUCUCGCAGAGGGUGGUUGGCAUCCUUGAAAGCGAGGGAGUUGAUUAUGAAAGUGUUGACGUGCUCGAUGAAGAGUAUAAUAAUGGAUUGAGGGAGACUCUGAAGAAGUAUAGUAACUGGCCCACAUUUCCGCAGAUCUUUGUGAAUGGUGAAUUAGUUGGGGGUUGCGAUAUUCUGACUUCCAUGUACGAGAAGGGUGAACUUGCUAGUUUUUUCAACAAGUAAUUGUCAAAUUUCUCAGCAAUUGGUCUUCUUGUAAUGCGAGGUGGUGCAGGAGAUCAGGGACGAGAGAAUGCGACUAUGCAUGUGGUAAUUGAGGUCAGAGUAUGGUUGAUUACUAAACAGUGUGGCGGAUGUUAGGCACAUACUAGAAAAGCUGUAUCAAAGAGAGAACUGUUCAAAUUUAGUAAGGUAGAGCCGAUUAAGCAUCGACAGAAAAUAUUUUCUGCCUGGAUUUCCUCUCUGGAUUA